GAGGGACCACUCAAUUACUUUAAUUCGAUAAUGAAAUUAAUAAAGUGACCACUACUUCAAUAAACACAGAUAAGCAAUGCUUGUAACGUCUAAUUGCUAUAAUAUUAUGCUAUAUUAUAAUUACGAUGAUUAAUGGUACCGAAGCGGCUCCCUAAGUUAUAUUUUCACAGCAUAUAUUUUUUAUAUGGUACAUCAUUCAUUAAGUUCAAUGCAUUAAAUCUCAGAAGUCUUUAUCAGUAACAGUAACAGUGUGUAAGAGAAACGACAAGUCUGAAACUAAAAAAUGUUUUCCGAGGAGGAAAUAAAAGUUAUUGCUCAAAAACAUGGAGAUUUUCAUGUGAUUGACUGGAAAGUCGUGAAAAUAAACGAACCUUUGAUAGGAUACCUAGCAGAACAUCUGAAACUGAUCAUAACUGUUGAAAGUAAUCGAAAUGUUAGUGAGCUAAAUUGCUUCGUGAAAUGUGUUCCAAGAUUCGACAGAGAUAAAGCACAGUAUAUUGUUGAAAAUGGCUUCUUCAAGAAAGAAUACACAAUGCUGAACACACUGUUCAAAGAAGUCGGCGGUGAAGAAGGUCCACGUCAAUGGCGUCCAAAAGUGUUAUACAUAAAGCCGGAGUUGUUUGUGUUUGAAGAUGUAACAGAGUUAGGGUACACUAUGCCAUAUUACGAACACUGCUUGAGUGAGGCGGAAAUAUUCGCAGCGGUGGAAGCGGUGGCGAGGUUCCACGCGCAGUCUUACAUUUAUGAGGAAAGGAAAUCGCAAAUACUAAAACGACCGUAUCGACUGUGGGAGGAUUUCAGCGAAUACUUUCAAGAGCCGUCGCAGAUGGCGUGGCGGCACACGGGGAUGAAAGCCGUUAUCGAUGUCCUGAUAAUAUAUUCUAAGCAUAAAAACGCACCGGGUUUUGCUAAACGCUUAUAUGAGACCAUUUAUAAAUUAUGUAAUGAGGCUGUUGAACUAACGAAACCGAGUUCUACCGUUCGAAACGCCGUCGUACAUCGGGACCUGUGGACCAACAACAUAUUCCUCAAGAGCGAUGAACGCGGCACCCGCGCCUUGCUCAUUGACUACCAAACAGUGCUCUAUUGCUCGCCAAUGCUCGACAUAUCUUCUCUUUUAUACUUUAAUACGACAAGAAGCUUCCGUGAACGUUUCUUAGAUAACAUCCUUAAUUUUUAUUAUGAUAUGUUGUCACAAGAACUAAGACAGGCAAACAUUGAUGUCGAUACCGUUUUUGAUAAAGCCGCUCUGUUAAAAGACUAUACGAAGAGUAUUUUGUUCGGUAUUAUUCAGGCUGCACUUAUAGUUCCAGUAGGAAGUAUGAACAUGAAAGAUAAAUUAAAAAUCUUUGAUAAUCCAGACACAUUUUAUCAAAUCAAUGAGGUUUCCAGAAGUGAAGAAAUAAUUGAAGUAGCCUCGCGCGAACAUCUGUACCGUGAAAGAGUGCUGGAGAUAUUUGAUGAACUCGUGGAAAGAUUUGUGCUUAUCUAA
Plutella xylostella (diamondback moth) is the source of this 1492-nucleotide messenger RNA. RefSeq lists its product as uncharacterized. Lineage: Eukaryota; Metazoa; Arthropoda; Insecta; Lepidoptera; Plutellidae. The record is from RefSeq and is a predicted model, not a curated record.